AUGAAGUACGUAACACUAACAAUAAUAUCAUCCCUGGCUGCCUUCAGUAUCACAGUUAACUGUUUAGCAGACCCUUUGGCAUUUGCAAAUGCGGAAGGGUUAGCAAUUGCUGACAGUGACGGCGCAUCAUAUGAUUGCCAUUCGAAUUGUGGUUAUGCAAUCUUGGCUGCUAGAAAAUGCUCCCCAGACGGGGAAAGUGACGCAGAAUAUGAUUCAGACUGUCUCUGCAAAAAUAGUACACAAUUCCUUUCCUUGGCCCCAAAGUGCUUAGACUGUGGCUGGUGUCUUUGGUCAGACUAUGGUUCGUAUCUCACUAGCGCUUUUCAAGAAUGUGGAUUUUCGACACAGCCAACUGGAACAAGCUGUCUUGAAGACAAAACAUCAUAUCUAGAAGCAUAUGGAACUGUAUCACAGACAGUUACAAGCGACAAUUCAAAAGCAUCAUCUUAUGCAUCCAACUAUGCAAAAUCAAUUUACAGUAGUAAGAAUGACACCAUAACAUCUACCUCCUCUGGUAACGGUAGCUAUUCAUCUGGAGAGGUUGUUAGGUCUAUUACAUCCAGUUUCUCGACAUUCGAAUCAAACACUUCAAGCAAUUCUUUUGACUCCACUGCUUCGACACGUUCAGACAGCUAUUCAGAUUCUUCUUCCACAAUUUCAAACACUUCCUUGAGCACUGAUGCUGGAAAUUCUAUUUCUUUAGGGUUUGCACCAAUUUUUUUGGCAUUUAUAUCUAUUGUUCUACUAUAA
Brettanomyces bruxellensis is the source of this 750-nucleotide messenger RNA. RefSeq lists its product as uncharacterized. The record is from RefSeq and is a predicted model, not a curated record. The coding region runs from base 1 to 750 and encodes 249 amino acids. The transcript has a single exon. NCBI's taxonomy places the organism in Eukaryota, Fungi, Ascomycota, Pichiomycetes, Pichiales, Pichiaceae.